This is a messenger RNA of Brassica rapa (field mustard), 3869 nucleotides long. Its product is annotated as ubiquitin carboxyl-terminal hydrolase 26. Lineage: Eukaryota; Viridiplantae; Streptophyta; Magnoliopsida; Brassicales; Brassicaceae. Gene Ontology annotation, cellular component: nucleus; cytosol. Gene Ontology annotation, molecular function: cysteine-type deubiquitinase activity; protein binding; cysteine-type endopeptidase activity. Gene Ontology annotation, biological process: protein deubiquitination. The record is from RefSeq and is a predicted model, not a curated record.
CAACAUCUGCGUUGGCCCAUGAUCUAGUGAAAUUGAUCAGUUAGUGGGACAAUAAAUGCAAAAGAAACUAAAAUAAGGUAAUGGGAUUAAUUUGGAAUGAGAUCUCAUCUGUGGACUACAAUAAAAACCUAUAGACUAAAAUCUAGAGGUAAUUGAUGAUCUCUUGCAUAAUAUAAUCUGAAAUCGAGAGAGCGCGGGACGACAGUACAGAGACGAGGGAGAUUUUUUUUUUGUUCAACGACGAGGGAGAAGAAUUAUUAAAAAAGAAAAAAGAAAAAUAAAAUUAAAAGAAAAAAUCGCAGCGGAGACGAAGAAGAAGAAGAAGAGUUGAGGAAGACGAAGAAGGUUGAGCUUUGUGUUACUCUCAACUUAGCUACCAACUCUCCCUUUCCGCAGAUUCUCAGGGUUAAACAAUGAGACCUAACACCAGGAACAAGAACAAACGGCCAAGACCAUCAGACGCUGCUGAUUCCUAUUCUCAAAUUCUCCGAAAGAUCCACGAAGCUAAUGAUGUAACUGAUGAAGACGUGAACCAACUUUUCAUGAUAUCCAAGCCACUUUGUCAAGGCUGCCGUGUCAACACUCGUGACAACCCCAACUGUUUCUGCGGUCUUGUUCCUCCGCCUAACGGAAGCCGUAAGUCUGGUCUCUGGCAGAAGACUUCCGAGAUCAUACAAGCUCUUGGUCCUGAUCUCUCCUCGGAGCUUCGUGAUUCUGACUCUACGCCGGCUGGUUUAACCAAUCUCGGAGCUACUUGCUAUGCUAAUAGUAUACUCCAGUGUUUGUACAUGAACACUGCGUUCCGUGAAGGAGUUUUCUCUGUCGAGGUUGAUGUAUUGAGACAGUAUCCUGUCUUGGAUCAGAUUGCGAGGCUUUUCGCGCAGCUGUAUGCUAGCAAAAAGUCUUUUGUUGAUUCGGAUGCUUUUGUGAAGACGCUGGAGUUGGAUAAUGGGAUUCAGCAGGAUAUUCAUGAGUUCUCGACUUUGCUUCUCUCCUUGCUUGAGCGUUGCUUACGCCAUUCUGGAGUUUCCAAGGCCAAAACAAUUGUGCAGGAUCUCUUCCGCGGUAGUGUCUCGCAUGUGACCACGUGCUCAAAAUGUGGGAGGGAGUCGGAAGCUUCUUCAAAGGUCGAAGAUUUUUAUGCCCUUGAGUUGAAUAUCAAGGGCCUCAAAAGUUUGGAUGAUAGUUUGAAUGAUUACUUUAGCUUGGAGCAUCUCAAUGGGGAUAACCAAUAUUUUUGUGGGAGCUGCGAUGCCAGAGUAGAUGCCACACGCUGCAUUAAGCUGCGAACCCUACCUCCUGUUAUCACUUUCCAGCUCAAACGAUGUGUUUUCCUCCCUAAGACUACGGCUAAGAAGAAGAUUACGUCCUCGCUUUCCUUUCCUCAAGUGCUGGAUAUGCGAUCGAGAUUGGCGGAGUCUUCUGAGAAUGAGUUGACAUACGAACUCUCUGCUGUGUUAAUCCACAAAGGAAGUGCUGUGAACAGUGGACAUUACGUUGCUCACAUAAAAGAUGAAAAGACUGGCUUGUGGUGGAAAUUUGACGAUGAGCAAGUGUCUGAACUGGGUACACAUCCAUUCGAUGAAGGUUCUUCUUCAACUGCACAGUCCGAGAGUAAUGGUGCCGCUAGUAGUGGGAAAACCAAAGAUGUCAAACAAUCAGGUUCUUCUUCUAUUAAGUCGGAGGUUUUCUCAUCCAGUGAUGCUUAUAUGCUGAUGUACAGUCUUAGAUGCGGUAAAAAGGAAAGUCAGGAAGGACAAAGAGAGAACCCUAUUGACAUAGCCAACGGAGAAGUUGCUAGUGUUCAACAGCCGGAAGGUUGUUAUCUUCCGUCACAUCUCGAUAAAUGGAUCAAUGACCUGAACGCAACAUUCCUUGAGGCGUGCAAGCAAUUUGAUUUAACAAAGGAAAGUCAAUUGAACACUUUGACUGAAAGGAGGCAAGAAGUACGGACUAUACUUUCAGAAGCUGCUGUUCAGUCACUUGAAGAACAAUAUUUUUGGAUCUCCACAGAAUGGCUUCGUCUAUGGGCUGAUACGAUUUCGCCCCCCGCUUUGGACAACACCCCGUUACUUUGUUCCCAUGGGAAAGUUCUUGCCUCAAAAGUUACUUGCAUGAAGCGUAUAUCUGAACUUGCAUGGACGAAGUUAGAAUCAAAGUUCAAUGGUGGACCAAAGUUAGGGAAAGGGGACUACUGCAGGGAAUGUCUUAUGGAUGGUGCUCGCAUGGUUGUCUCUUCUGACAGUUAUAGGGAUCGAAGAACAUUCAUGAAAAACAUAGCAACCGAUGUUCUUUCGGGAAAGUGCGAGGACGGAAAUUAUUACGUCUCUAAAGCAUGGUUGCAGCAAUGGGUGAAAAGGAAAAACAUUGAUGCUCCCAGUGAAGCAGAUGCAGGGCCUACAAAUGCAAUCACGUGCAGUCAUGGAGAGCUGAUGCCUGAGCAAGCGCCAGGGGCCAAAAGAAUUCUAGUUCCAGAGAAUUUCUGGUCAUUCCUUGUUGAAGAUGCUUUAAAAGUGACACCAGAAGAUACUUCGGGUUGUCAAUGUUUCCCUCUGGACUCCAUCCAAUGUUCUCAUUGCACAUCCGAACUUUCUGAGGUUGCAGGCGUCGAGGAUGCACUAAGAACAAUAAAGGCCAAGCAGCGCCAGAAUCACGAUAAGUUAGCCACGGGAAAGGGUAUAGCAUUAACGCCACAAAGCCGAUAUUUCUUGUUGCCAUCUCCAUGGCUAGUGCAGUGGAGGAGCUAUAUUAACAUGACUGGAAAAAAUAGUUCCUCAGUACCAGAGCCUGAACUUCUUGAUGGAGUCAUUAAUACUCUCACAUGCCAGAAGCACACUCGACUCGUUGAAAGGCUCCCUGAACUUGUCUACCGACGUGGCUCAUUAUUUCAAAAAAAUCCAUCUACGGAUAAGCUGGCAAUCAUCCCUGAGGAUGACUGGAAGUAUUUCUGUGAGGAGUGGGGAGGGAUCGUGGAGAAGGGAGUCUCUGCUCUUAUUGAGGCUGGUAGUAAUACGAAUCAGAGUGCAUCCCAGGACGUUAUUGACCUUGAUCAGGAUUCUUCUCCUGAUGUUAAUAUGGAGAUUGAUAAUCAGCAGCCUAUUAUCAGGACGUUCCCAGAGGUUUGUGAGGAAUGCAUAGGAGAGAGGGAGAGCUGUGAGUUGAUGCAGAAGCUCACUUACUCUGAAGGAGAUGUAUCUGUCUGCCUGGUGCGCGGAAAGGAAGCUCCAAAGUCGAUGUUGAAUGCAUCUGACUCGAGCUUUGAGGUGGACCGUCGUACUUCAAAGCGUUCCCGGAGAACUAACUAUGGGAAGCAUACCAGCUUGACAGUAUCUGCAACGACCACUGUGUACCAGUUAAAGAUGAUGAUAUGGCAACUACUUGGGGUGAUGAAGGAGAACCAAGAACUUCACAAAGGCACACAACUGAUUGAUCAAGAAUCUGCAACCCUUGCAGACAUGAACAUAUUCCCUGGCGACAAGCUUUGGGUGAGAGAUACCGAGAUACAUGAGCACCGCGAUAUUGCUGAUGAGCUUUGCGAUACGAAGUCAGGGCCUCAAGAUAUAGAAGAAGGUUUCCGGGGCACAUUAUUGACUGGAGAUAUCACUUUUGAAGCCUGCUAGUAAUUCUCUGAGUUAGCUGUGCAGGAGAUGGAUGACAGUUUUUUUUUUUGUAAAGGCAAAGGCUUUGAAGCUUUAUUUUGUGCGCAAAUAUAUUGGUGAAAGCUUGCAAAUGCCUGAAUCCGUAGAUGUUUAGGCGUGGAUGGAUUUGAAGCUGUUGAGGCUUUUUCUGUGUGUUUUUGGUGUACGGUUUAUUUUGAUGUGACAUUUGUGUUACAGAGCUCCUUAUGUGCAUAUUGAAGUUCUUUUACA